UGUAAGCAAUUUAUACACGAUAGCAGAUCAUCAGCUAUCUCAACAUAGCAAAUCUUUCAUCAAACUAAAAAAAAAAAAGAAGAACGACAAAUAACAGCGGCUGCUUCCUCAGCAAAUCUUUCAAAUGUGAAAUGAUUUUACGCACGAGGGGGAGUCUCCAAUAUCUCCUCUAACAAAAGAUUUUCAUUCAAGAUAGCAGGGCACUUUCUACCCGCGGUGAAUCCGAGAUAGUGGCUAGCGCUGCGUCUUCACGUCUCCGCGCUCUCUUGUGCCAAUGGAAGUGUCGUGGACAGGUGACUAGACGAAUGUGGAUCCAGGUCCAGAUCUAACUGGUAUAACAUGAACUUGCUGUCGAGCGGAAUAUGUUUCUAUCUGUCUGUGGUAAUCUGUUGCCUCGCGUCAAGUGUCGACGCAUCUUGGUGGUACAUGGGCACCCUGGGAACACAAGUGAUGUGCGACAACGUCCCCGGGCUGGUUAACAAACAGCGCCAGCUGUGCCGCCAGCACCCGAAAAUAAUGCAGGCGAUCGGGGCGGGGAUUCAGGACUGGAUCGGCGAGUGCCAGCACCAGUUCCGCAGCCACCGCUGGAACUGCAACACCAUGGCGAGAGACCACACCGUGUUCGGAAGGCUGCUGCUUCGGAGCAGUCGCGAGGCCGCCUUUGUGUACGCCAUCUCCUCGGCCGGGGUGGUGCACACGCUCACCCGCGCCUGCAGCCAGGGGGAGAUCGAGUCCUGCUCCUGCGACCCGGAGAAGAAGGGCACGUCCCGGGACGCCAAGGGCGCCUUCGCCUGGGGCGGCUGCAGCGACAACGUGGACUACGCCGUCACCUUCGCCCAGGCCUUCGUGGACGCCAAGGAGAAGAAGGAGAGGGACGCCCGCGCGCUCAUGAACCUGCACAACAACCGGGCUGGGAGGAAGGCAGUGAAGCGCUUCAUGACCCUGGAGUGUAAGUGUCACGGGGUGAGCGGCUCCUGCACAGUGAGGACCUGCUGGAGGGCGCUGGCCGAGUUCCGCCACACCGGGGACUUCCUGCGCAGGAGGUACGACGGCGCCGUGCAGGUGGUCAUGAACCAGUACGGCACGGGCUUCACCCGAGCCUUCCGGACCUUCAAGAGGCCCACCAAGAACGACCUGGUGUACUUCGAGAACUCGCCCGACUACUGCAUCAGAGACCAGGAGUCCGGGUCGGUGGGGACGGGGGGGCGCGUGUGCAACCGGACGUCGCGGGGCGCGGACAGCUGCGAGGUCAUGUGCUGCGGCCGCGGCUACGACACGUCCCGGGUGAGCCGCACCACCAAGUGCGAGUGCCGCUUCCACUGGUGCUGCUCGGUGCGCUGCCGCGACUGCGCCGAGACGGUGGACGUGCACACCUGCAAGGCCCAGGAGACCACCUGACGCGCCCGCGCCGACCUCCGACCCCGGAGGCUCACGCUUCGUCGGGCAGGCAUCUGGAACUCCGGGCACCGGGAACGCGGCGGCGAGCGGAAGGUCUGUGCCCGGGACGACGGACGUUUGAAGAACACCCCACGGACUCAAUAAUGCUGACAGCUGCGGAAACAGGUACACCACUGCCACUGUCUGGCGCAAUGUGCCGUGCAGCAUUCACUCUGAAGGUGUCAGGCGUUUCUUAUUUGCUUGACUUGUUCAGUGUUUUUUCAUUAGUCUCAGUGUAUACCUUUCAUCACAUACAAAUGUAUUUAUUUAAA
Molecule: messenger RNA, 1709 nt
Organism: Megalops cyprinoides (Indo-Pacific tarpon)
Lineage: Eukaryota; Metazoa; Chordata; Actinopteri; Elopiformes; Megalopidae
Product: protein Wnt-2
Exons: 5
Coding region: 340-1398 (352 amino acids)
Biological process (GO): cell fate commitment; multicellular organism development; canonical Wnt signaling pathway
Cellular component (GO): extracellular region
Molecular function (GO): cytokine activity; frizzled binding
Source: RefSeq, a predicted model, not a curated record